UCCAGUCACACUUCUCCACGUAUUCAGAAGACUUCUGCGCCUGAAGAUGCACCUCUCAAGCAGCUCCACUUCCUCCACAAAGACCAUCUGCAGAGCAGCAUCCGAGUUGGAGAGGUCUGACUCCAUUACGUCUCAGAGAUUCCUCGGUCGACGGCAAAGCUUGAUCGAGGAUGCGCGUAAGGAGAGAGAAGCCGCUGCGGCCGCGACAGAUGCUGCAGCGGCCAGUGAGCAGAUCGUGUUUGAGGAGGAGAAUGGGAAAGCACUGCUCAACCUCUACUUCACUUUGAGAAACUCCAAGACGCCUGCACUGUCGCGGACACUCAAGGUUUUUGAGACAUUUGAAGCUAAGAUUCAACAUUUGGAGACGCGACCAUGUCGUCAGCUCAACGACAGCCUGGAGUACUUUGUUCGAUGUGAGGUGCACCUCUCAGAUGUUAGUACGCUCAUCAGCUCCAUCAAGAAGAAUGCAGAGGACGUUAAAACCACCAAAGAAGUCAAAUUCCAUUGGUUCCCAACGAAAAUAGCAGAUUUGGACAAAUGUCAUCAUCUGGUCACAAAAUUUGAUCCAGAAUUGGACAAGGACCAUCCUGGCUACACAGACUCUGCUUAUAGGCAGAGGAGGAACAUGAUUGGAGCCCUUGCCUUCAGAUACAGACAUGGCCACUCGAUUGCCAGAGUGGAAUAUACAGAGGAUGAGAUUGGCACAUGGAAGGAAGUCUAUUCAACUCUGAAGGACCUGUAUAGCACCCAUGCCUGCAGUGAAUACCUUGAGGCCCUCAGUCAGCUGGAAAGGCAUUGUGGGUAUAGUCCAGACAACAUUCCUCAGUUGGAAGACGUGUCAUGCUUCCUUAAAGAGCGUACAGGGUUCAUGUUGCGUCCAGUAGCAGGUCUGCUCUCAGCCAGAGAUUUCCUGGCCAGUUUGGCUUUCCGGGUGUUCCAGUGCACCCAGUACAUCCGUCACGCCUCCUCCCCCAUGCACUCCCCAGAACCUGACUGUGUGCAUGAGCUGCUGGGCCACGUGCCCAUGCUGGCCAACCGCACGUUUGCCCAGUUUUCACAGAACCUUGGUCUGGCAUCACUUGGAGCUUCGGAGGAAGAUAUUGAGAAACUAUCCACACUGUACUGGUUCACGGUGGAGUUUGGCUUAUGUAAACAGAACGGCGAGGUGAGGGCUUACGGAGCUGGACUGCUCUCGUCCUAUGGAGAGCUUCUGUACUCACUGUCUGGUGAACCAGAGACGAGGCAGUUCGAUCCAGAGGCGGCAGCUGUGCAGCCCUACCAAGACCACACCUACCAGUCUGUCUACUUCAUUUCUGAGAGUUUUUCAGAUGCCAAGGAGAAAUUCAGGGGGUACGCAGCCGGUAUCAAGCGUCCCUUCUUUGUGAAGUUUGAUCCGUUCACCAGCAGCGUGGAGGUGCUGGACAACCCACUGAAGAUCCAAGAAGGCCUAAUGGGUGUGAAGGACGAUCUUAAGAUACUGACUGAUGCCCUCAGUGUUUUGUCAUGAUGACGGCCCCGCCUGCGACCGCCCUGCCGUCGUCCGCUUCGUCUCCCCACUGCGCUCUGAGACGUCUGACGUGUGAUCAAGACCAAUGUGUUCAUCUUUCUGUCUUGUAGCUCCAGCAUGAUGCUGUUUCUGAUGAGUUAAAAGUAAAGGUAGCAACCAUUAAAGCCUCAAACCCCAGUGCAGGCAAUGUUUCCAAAGAUGUUAAACACUUCGCUGGGUGGAAUGACUGGGUUUUACAGAACAGGCUAUUCAUGCUUUUGAAACAUGUGAUAUAUUGAAUAUAUGCAUUUCAAGAAAACUAAAUAUAAAGAAAUAAACAUAAUGGUCAAACAAAAUCAAUUACACAUAUUUUUAUUUCUAAAUAAAAUAUAUCUGCUGUGUUGAAGGCUUUAUUUUCCAGAUAUAUGUUUAAAGUAUUUGAGAAUUGGUUUACUUCUAAAUUUGUUGAUUUGUCUGGUUUUAUGCUGUUUUGGUCUUGCAUGUUAUACACAUAAUAAAAUGAUAUCAAAACCUA
Pseudoliparis swirei is the source of this 2021-nucleotide messenger RNA. It is a transcript of the gene th, whose product is annotated as tyrosine hydroxylase. Gene Ontology annotation, molecular function: tyrosine 3-monooxygenase activity; iron ion binding. Gene Ontology annotation, biological process: dopamine biosynthetic process from tyrosine. The transcript is spliced from 13 exons. The record is from RefSeq and is a predicted model, not a curated record. Lineage: Eukaryota; Metazoa; Chordata; Actinopteri; Perciformes; Liparidae. Gene Ontology annotation, cellular component: cytoplasm; perikaryon; axon. Bases 47 to 1507 code for a protein of 486 amino acids.